This is a messenger RNA of Mercurialis annua (annual mercury), 2656 nucleotides long. RefSeq names its product ankyrin repeat protein SKIP35-like. The coding region runs from base 461 to 2338 and encodes 625 amino acids. The transcript has a single exon. Lineage: Eukaryota; Viridiplantae; Streptophyta; Magnoliopsida; Malpighiales; Euphorbiaceae. The record is from RefSeq and is a predicted model, not a curated record.
AACAGUAAAAAAGAGAGAAGAAAAUAAAUGUUUGGUGGGUUUUGACGCAUCUUCUCUCACAGGUAAAUCGCACCUUAAAUUCUUCUCUCUCUCGCUCUCCAUCCCUCAAAUUUUCGUCUCUUAAUUUUUCGUCAGGGUUUCGUUGCCGAUUCUCCUUUGAUUGAUUCAAUUAAUCAUGGCGAGGAAUUGGUUUGUUUCUAUUAGGGUUUGUAAUCAUUAGUGUGCUUUUUUUUUUGCACCUUUUUGAUUGUUUAGUAUUGAUUGAGAUCAUUUUAAGAGUACCCAAUACAAAUUAAUCCUCCGAAGAACUAAUUAUUUCUUCUGGGUAUUAAUUUUUUUUUUCAAUUGGGAGUUUUUGGUUCUGUAAGGAUGUUUUUUUAGGAAAUUAGCUGUUUGUUUGAUUAGGAUUUUUUUUCCAUUUUAUUGGUCUUUAUGCUGGUGUGAUUGUGAGUGAGAGAGGAUGGAAAAAGAAAUUGUGUGUGUUGAGGGGGCUAAAUUAUGUAUAGGUGAUGAGGUUAAUUCUGAAAACUCAAUUUGUGCUGAAAUGGAGGUUGAAGAGAAUGAGACUGGUAGUUCCAAGAGUGAAAUUCAGCUUAUAGCGUCGGAAAACGGAGAGGGGAGUAAUGUGGUAUUCUCUAGAGAAGGGCCGAUUAUUAGUAAUGAGUCGAGAAGGUGCGGUUUGUACCAUCGUGGUACGAAGAAACUUAAGUCUCAUGCGGUUUUAACGGAGUCUGGUGUUGGUAAGAAUGAGGGUAUUGGUCAUGAUAAGAAACGGAAUAAACAAGAUAGGAUUGAGUUAGGUCGGAUGUUUCAGGGAGCGGUGAGUUCACAUGAUUGGGAGCUUGCGGAGAGUUUGAUUUUAUUGGCGGAUCGGCAUACUCUGAAUGAUGCCUUGUGUAUUACUUUGGAUUCGAUUUGGUUUUUAAGCACGCAGCAAGAGCUUAGUGGGAUUACUGGAUUGAUUAAGAAGAUUAUUUCUAAUGGUGCUUAUGACUUCACUAGAGCUGCUCUUAGAACUUCAUUUUUAGCUUCAUGUGUUUCUGCCUGCCAGAGCAGAACAAUGAGCCUGGCAGAUACAGUAACUGUGAUGGCUCACAGGUUGCACGAGCGUCUUCAAGAAUGCAAUGGGGAUGAAGUGUUAAAGGCAGAAGCUGGUGCGAAGGUUCAAAAGUUUACUGAAUGGGCUUUGAAAUGUAUAGGCUUCCAUUCACGUUGCCAAGGGAAUAGGGACAGUGUGAGUCAUAGCUCAGCCGUUGAGAUUCAACUUCAACUUUCUGCAUUCAAGACAUUUUUAGACCUUGCUGGCAAUCAUCUCACAGGGAAGGAUUUCACUGAGGCCUUUGACGCUGCUUGUUUUCCUCUUACUCUUUUUUCUAGCUCAUUUGAUCGUGGCUGGGCCUCUGGAAUAUUUGCUACUGCUAUCCAAGGAUUAUUGAGUAUGCUAGUUGAAGGGGGUGCAGACAAUGUCAACCAGUGUUUUCUUGAAGCCUCUCGUUUUGGAAGUACAGAACUCGUGCGCAUCUUGUUGCAGAUUGCGCAAAGGAACAGCUUGGAUGUUGAUGUCGAUUUGGCUCUUGGUUUUGCUUCUCACUACUGCAAAAUUGGAACAAUGGAAUGCCUAGUGGAAGAGGGUAAUGCUAUAGCUUUCUUAGGCCCUUUGAUGAGAGCAGCGGAAAGGGGCUGUAUGCAGGUUGUGGAGUGGUUUGUAAACAGGGGUUGCCGUGACAUGGAACUUUGUCUCGCCCUUACAGCUGCUACUUCUAGUAGCCAAGUUGAUGUUGCUGCAUAUCUCCUCCCUCAUGUACCCCAGCAUGUUCUAGCAGCUCUCAGCAUUGAAAUUCUCAAGGCUGCUGGUGAGCGAAGUGGUGGCUCACUUGAUGGUGUAGCAUUUCUCCUUCGUUCUGAUUUCUUAAGUGAUCCUGCAGCUACGUAUGCUGUUGCAGACAGCAUUGCUAGGUCUGAUGAUGAGGCUGUUGCACCUGAGUUACGAGCUUUUCUUCGAGAGCACUGGUCAGAGGCAGCUUUCUUGGAUGGAUUAAAGCAAGGACAAGAACAUUAUAUGAAUCUAGUGAGAAUACUAAAAUGGGGCGAAUCUCCUAUGUGCUUAAGGGAUCUUCCAGGCCCUCUCAGGGUAGCAAUUGCUUACCUGCCGCUACAUAGGGAAUGUGCUGUAGCAGGUGGUAGUUUAUUCUCUCAACGGCUAAGGGGACAGCUUGUUGAAGCCGUGAGAAGACUGGGUGGUGGGUCCUUAGAACGAGUGAAUCAGGGCGGAGAGCUCUUGGCUAGUUUGGAGCAUCAACUUCCUCCGUUUUUGGUUCACGCCCCGAGCAUUGGCUAGAGGAUUUUACAUUGCAGGUUUCAAUACAGUUUUCCCCUUUGUACCCCAUAUAUAUGGACAAAUAAUAUAUUUCAGCUGUGCUUAUGGUGAAGCUUUGAAGGUUUACCAAUUUUCGUCGUGCCAUUUCUAUAGCAUAUAUCAUGGCGUAAUAGAUGCGCAUGUUGGUCUGUAAUAUAUAAGAUGCAGAGCAACUAUAUGUGAUAAAGGGUUGAUGUAUCCUGCCAAUGUACAUUUUAGCUGAUAUAAUCUCUUUCACUAUUUUCUGGAAAAAAAAUCUGCGCUUCUCUUCUAUUUUAUGUUAAUUUUAUCUUUCCUUUC